AGUAUAUAUAUGGUAAGUGUUCGUUAUUAUAUGUCAACACAUUAUUUCUAAACGUAGGUCGCAGUUGUCAAAGCUACAUAAACGAUGAUAACGUUGGCAGUUAUACUCUUAUCUUUUAUUGCUUUAUAUUUUUAUAAUAAAAGAACAUUUAAUUAUUGGAAGAAGAAAAACGUUAAGCAUGACAAACCAGUGGCUUUCUUUGGAAACAAUAAAGAAGGAUUCUUCAUACAGAAAAGCAAGGUGCAGCUCAAUACAGAAAUGUAUAAUAAGUAUUCGAACGAGAGAGUGGUUGGUUUCUACAGAGGAACGAAACCAGAGUUAAUUAUUAGAGACCCGGAACUAGUGAAACGUAUUCUGGUUACUGACUUCGGUUCUUUUUUUUAUCGCGGAUUUCUUCCAAACAAAGAUGUGAUCGAACCUACUCUGCGUCAUUUGUUUGCUUCAGAGGGAGACCUGUGGAAGAUGUUGAGAACACGAAUGAGCCCAGUAUUUACAAGCGGCAAGCUAAAAGUCAUGUUCCCACUGAUUGUGGAGCACGCAGAGAAUCUGCAGUCACGAAUUUCCAAAAUUGCAUCUAGCGAAAAAAGUUCUGAUGCGAAAGAAUUGAUGGCGAGGUAUGCAACUGAUUUUAUUGGUGCUUGCGGUUUCGGCUUAGAAGCGGAUUCAAUUAACAAUGAAAACUCCUAUUUCCGAAAACUUGGUUACAAAAUAUUUGCACCAGGUCUAGUAGAUGCUAUAAUUGCAGUAUCAAAGGAUAUGUUUCCAGAAUUAUGUAAAAAUUUAAAGUUUUUCUCUAGAAUCGAAGAUGAGGCCAAACAACUGGCACAAGACAUUCAAAAAGCGAGAAAUUAUCAACCAGUUGGAAGAAAUGACUACGUAGACAUGAUGCUUGCAUUAAAAAAUCAAGGAACUAUAAAAAUCGAAUCAAUUGAAAAAACGAAAUCAGAUGGGUCCCCAGAAUUGGUCUCGAUACAGUUUGAUGAUGACAUUUUUAUGGCACAACUGAUUUUGUUUUUCGCAGCUGGGUUUGAAACGUCGUCGUCCUCUUCAAGUAUGACAUUACAUUUAUUGGCUUAUCAUCCAGAUAAACAAAUAAAAGUCCAAGAGGAUAUCGACAGAGUAUUAGCUAAGUAUAAUAAUAAACUUUGUUAUGAUGCAGUUAAAGAUAUGGCAUACUUAGAAAUGGCAUUUAAAGAAUCAAUGAGGAUAUUUCCUCCACUUGGCUAUAUAUCUAGACAGUGUACAAAGGAUUACACUUUUACAGAUAUGAAUUUAACGAUAAAUAAAGGUGUUAACGUUAUGAUCCCGAUUCAAGCUUUGCACAUGGAUCCUAAGUAUUGGGACAAACCCGAAGAGUAUCGGCCAGAAAGAUUCCAAUCCGAUAAUGAACAUAAGGAUGUAUAUUUACCAUUUGGAAAUGGUCCACGAAAUUGUGUUGGUACGCGUCUAGGGCUCAUGCAAGCCAUGGCUGGAUUAGCUGCAGUGCUCUCAAAAUUUACAGUUGAGCCCGCUCCGAACUCUAAGCUUCGGCCAGUAAUAGACCCAAAGUCUGAAGUAGUUCAAGGCAUAGUUGGAGGUCUACCGUUGAUAUUCCGCGAAAGGAAUAAAACUAGAAUAUAAAUAAGUCAGUUGAUAAAAUUUGAUUUUAAGAAACCAACAGUUUAACACACACACAGAGAGAGAGAAAAAUUUAUAGACGUAAGAAAAGCAAAUUUAAAGCGAAAAGUAAACGAGAUACACCUAAUAAGAGCGCGUGACCAUAAUGGAAUAUAGAUAAAAUACUCGUAAUGUUAUCAUCGAGUUGUUUUUGUAAAGUUUUAGCAUCUAAUUAUUUUGUUUUUUAAUUCGUGUUAUUGUAAAAAAAUAUUAAUUAAUCGAAUGUAUUCAACAUUAGCAUAAUUGUAAUAAUAUAUUGUAUUUAAAUUCUACAUUUACUAAUGCUUCUACUUAUUUUUUUUUUUCGUAGCUCUUCGUGAUCAUUAAAAAAGUUAUUGCGAAUUCAAAAUUAUGAAUAGUUUUUUUUUUUCUAGUAGAUUAUAUUAUUAAUAUUGGAACGUAAUAUAAGUAAAUAAUUUCUUUAUAUCCUUUUUUUAUUUAUAUUAAUUCCAAUCAAUUAUUAUUUGUAUGUGACAUUAUUGAUCUGUUAAAUUUUUGUAUAUUUGUAAGUUUGUACUCUUAAAAAUAUAUUAUAUAUUGACAUAUAAAAUAUAUUGACAUAAUUAACUAAUUCAAUGUAACAAUUAAUAUGUAUUUAGAAUAAUUAUUUGGACAUAUGUAAUUGAUAAACUUUUACUUUAAAAUGUUAGCCACUAAAAAUUAACUAACAUGUGCUAAGAUAAAAUUUGCAUGCCUUUAGAUAAGGCGAAAUGUGUAGCUCAGUUACCAUUUAAGACCUUUGUACCACAUUUCGAGCAAAUAAAUUAUUAUUAUUAUUAACAUAUUCAACACAAUGUAAUAUUGUUAUUGAAUAAAUUGAAUUGAAUUGAAUAUA
Galleria mellonella (greater wax moth) is the source of this 2491-nucleotide messenger RNA. Its product is annotated as cytochrome P450 6B6-like. Bases 85 to 1620 code for a protein of 511 amino acids. The transcript is spliced from 2 exons. Gene Ontology annotation, molecular function: heme binding; iron ion binding; monooxygenase activity. NCBI's taxonomy places the organism in Eukaryota, Metazoa, Arthropoda, Insecta, Lepidoptera, Pyralidae. The record is from RefSeq and is a predicted model, not a curated record.